Molecule: messenger RNA, 1208 nt
Organism: Aspergillus melleus
Lineage: Eukaryota; Fungi; Ascomycota; Eurotiomycetes; Eurotiales; Aspergillaceae
Exons: 1
Coding region: 1-1158 (385 amino acids)
Source: RefSeq, a predicted model, not a curated record
AUGAGCUUGCUUGAGAAGAAUGCCGAUUCCUCCCCUCUCUUCCGCCACCGUCAACUUGCACCGGCGGCUGCCGUUCGUGUAUCGGCAUUAUGCCUUGGAACCAUGACCUUCGGAGGCGAGAAGGGCGGCCGUUAUGGAGAGUGUUCGCGUGAUGAUGCUUUCGGGAUACUCGAUCACUUCUACAGCCAGGGAGGCAAUUUUAUCGAUACCGCCAGUGGCUAUCAGAACGGACAGUCGGAAGUCAUAGUGGGUGAAUGGAUGGCAUCGCGCGAGAAUCGUGAUCAGAUCGUGCUUGCAACCAAGUACACAACCGCCUAUAUGACGCAUCGCAAAGACCACAUCCAAUCCAACUACGGCGGUAACAAUGCGAAGUCUAUGAAGGUCAGUGUGGACGCGUCUCUCCGCAAAAUGCAGACCUCUUAUAUCGAUUUGCUCUACGUCCACUGGUGGGAUUAUACGACCUCGAUUGCAGAAUUGAUGCAUGCCCUGAAUGACCUGGUUGUGGCUGGCAAAGUAAUUUAUCUGGGCAUCUCAGACACCCCAGCCUGGGUUGUAACCAAGGCCAAUCAGUACGCCCGCGAUCACGGCUUGCGUCAAUUUUCGGUGUACCAAGGAAUGUGGAAUGCAGCGAUGCGUGAUUUCGAGCGAGAUGUGAUCCCGAUGGCGCGAGACGAAGGGAUGGCAUUGUGUCCCUACGGCGUUCUGAACCAAGGCCGUUUUCAGACCAGGAAAGGGUUCCAGGAACGUGAACGUCAUAACCCCGGACGUAACUUCAUCCCUACGUCAGAGCAUGACAAGAAGGUUUCUGCCGUCCUCGAGAGGAUCAGCACUACCAGAGGUGUGAAGCUGCUCGACAUUGCUCUUGCAUACAUAAUGCAAAAGUCUACAUAUGUGUUUCCUAUCGUUGGUUGCAGGAAGAUCGAUCAUCUCCAGGGCAGUAUAGACGGCCUGAGCCUUGGCCUCACCGAGGCUGAAGUUGAGGAGGUUGAACAGGCCUACCCAUUUGAUUUUGGGUUCCCACACACUUUUCUGAGUGGCUCGAUGUUUGACCAUUCGACCCCCAGAAUGGCCGAUAAGCCAGGAGAUGUUUGGCUGACGAAGCCACUGGGCAAAUUCGACUGGGUUGAAACCCCCAAGCCAAUCAAACCCUCCCCAUAAGUGUGUACUCCUGUAUUGACAAAUGCGAUUGACGCUCUCGCUUCUCGUUG